UUCCUGAUAACCCCCCCGCGCGAGCAGCACAAGUGGUGAAAGCCACUACGUACUGGCUAAUGAUUGGCACGCUUGACAGUGAUUGGCAGGGCUGCCAUGACAACCCCACAACGACACCAAGAAGACCAAUAGAAAAGCGAAACAAAAUAUUUCAAUGCUACACUCACGCGUGGAUUUUUAGGGGGAGAUAUUAUGAGGCUGGUGUCAUUAGGCGAUAGCUAUUGAAUCAUUCAAUCUAGCACUCGUCCGUUCCUCUUUUUUUUCUUUGCUAAUUUUCUUUCUCUCUCAGGUCAUUUCCAUGGUUUUCAGAUCUCCUUUAGAGCUCUAUCCCUCCCAUUUCUUCCUGCCCAACUUCGCUGAUCGGCCCUUGCUCGUUGCGAGCAGCGCGCCCAGCGCCCGGUCUCCCGAAGACUUGUCCAUGUUUCAGCUACCGACCCUCAACUUCUCCGCGGAGCAGGUGGCGAGCGUCUGCGAGACGCUUGAGGAGACCGGCGACAUCGAGCGACUGGGUCGCUUUCUGUGGUCGCUGCCGGUGGCGCCGGGCGCAUGCGAGGCCAUUAACAAACACGAGUCUAUUCUGCGCGCCCGUGCUGUUGUCGCCUUCCACACGGGCAACUUCCGCGACCUGUAUCACAUCCUGGAAAACCACAAGUUCACCAAGGACUCGCACGGCAAGCUGCAGGCCAUGUGGCUCGAGGCUCACUACCAGGAGGCCGAGAAGCUGCGGGGGCGCCCGCUCGGACCCGUCGAUAAGUACAGAGUGCGCAAGAAGUUUCCGCUGCCCAGAACCAUAUGGGACGGAGAGCAGAAGACGCACUGUUUCAAGGAACGGACGCGCAGUCUGUUGCGGGAGUGGUACCUGCAGGACCCGUAUCCCAACCCGAGCAAGAAACGGGAACUGGCGCAGGCCACUGGACUCACUCCUACACAAGUCGGAAACUGGUUUAAAAACCGGAGGCAAAGGGACAGAGCAGCGGCAGCAAAAAACAGGCUCCAGCACCAAGCCAUAGGACAGAACGGCAUGCGCUCGCUAUCCGAAUGCACUCCGCAUAGCUCGGCAGAGUCGCCGUGUACCGCCGCCAGUCCCACCACCAGCGUAUCGAGCGUCACGGAGCGCGCAGACAUGGCAACAUCCAUCCUUUCCGUAACGUCCAGUGACUCUGAAUGCGACGUAUGAUACACAAGUAAAAGAGAGAGAAAUAUUUGCAGGGAAUAUGGACCCGACUAAACAUUAUGAAAUAUCGGGGGAAAAGGACCAGAAUUAUUCAGAGAAAGAGAGAAAAAAGAAAAGAAAAAUAUAAAAGCACGUCUUUUUUUUUCCAAGCGCUUUCAACGGGACCCACGCCUUUCCCCUACCCCCAUCACUUGCAUGUAAUAGAUAGCUUUUUUAUACGCAGGAAAUAACCUUUCGCUCGAUGUUUUCUGCCAGGAUGACCGAGAAGAGGACAUUUCCAGAAACCGUCUUUUUUUUAUUGUUUUUAAUUCGAGUGGUAAUGCACAGCGCAGCCAGGAUGCAAUCCUUCUUUUUUUAUUUUCAUCAGACAAUCAUUUGAGUCGUAAGCACCUUUUUUUCACUGCUUUCACUGCCUGUGUGGGGUACUGGUCAAAUGUGGAACUGUAUCAGAUUUUUUAUUUUUAUUUCCAGAUUUUAUAUUGAAUUAUGCCUAUAUCCUAAAUAAUGCGAUCAUUCUCCCAGUUUGUAAUAUAUGUGUAGAAAUAUGGCUGUAUAUAAUAUUGCUCUACGUCUCCGUUGUCUUUUCUAUUCCUGGUUACUUUUCUUGAAUCGGUGUUCAUAACUAUUUGUCAGAACGUAAUUAUUAAGCGCUCUAAAUGCUUUGUUUCUCCGUUUUAAUACACUGAGUACAAUGGUUUCAGUCGAGAUUUAUGCAAAAGAAGAGUAACAACAAAGAUGUGAAAUAUAAUCGACUGCUCAAAGGAAUAUUUCAUGUUUAACCACGAGCGCUUAAUUAUUCUAUGUUACUUUCUUGCGUGUUUAUGUUAAUGUAUACAUUUCUAAGCUAAAAUACAGUAUUCCAUUUUAUAAUUAUGAAUUAAGUUGAUGAUUUCCUUGCCUGUCAAUAUUAGGCACAGUGAUAGCAUUUACUUUCCAAAUGUCAAUGGUAUUAACUGAAGAAGCCUUUAUCGGUAUAUCUUCCACUAAGGUCUACUUUCUGGACGAAAGGAUUAAUAAAAUAUGGCUAUAGGGCGAAAUAGGGCGAAAUGGCUAUAAAUACUAAACGGGAAGCUUUUAGGAUACGAAAACUCGCUCUCCUUUUGCCCAUAGUCAGUAAUGAAUACAAAAAUUAAGUAAACGCACCAUUAAAUGGACUAAUUAUGAAGAACUCCUCCCCUGGCCCAAUCUCCUAUUGUAGCCACAAUGAAAGGGCUUUUCAUCCAAAAGCGAGAAGCAGUACGGACAGAAAAGCCUUCCUCGGGCCCAAUUCACCCUAUCAGCCCAUUCACACCUCAUAUCAACCACGAAGAAAACUUACUAUAAAGGUUUUAUUUGGAUAGUGGGAUACAGUUUGGCUUACCUUAAAACAGUUAAAAUAGUAUAUAAGCAAACACACACACACACACACACACACACACACACACACACACACACACACACACACACACACACACACACACACACACACACACACACUCAUAUGAAGCAUUCAUUUGCUUCUACACAUAGCAAAAUAACCUGUCUUCUCUUAUGAUGUCCAAACAAUGGCACUAUUCGUACAUUAUUUUCUUUCGUACCUAGUUUUUCUUGUCAGUGGAUAGUUGGACGAAAAUAGUAAGACUGUACCGUGAAUGUGAACGGGCAACCAAAUGUCACUUUACUUAGUGUCCCCAAACCCCCAGAAUACCUGACCAUUAUUAAAUAUUUUAACUAUUAAUCCAAUCACAAAAGACGAAUUUACAGCAGCACAUUAAUUUUUUACAAUUUAAAAAAAAAAAACAUAAUAAUAAUAAUCCGUUCUAAUCUUCAUUCAGCCUGAGAGUGAGUGAAUCGGUUUAUAAGAGAAG
Messenger RNA from Tachysurus fulvidraco (yellow catfish), 3021 nucleotides. RefSeq names its product SIX homeobox 3a (gene six3a). Gene Ontology annotation, biological process: eye development; regulation of transcription by RNA polymerase II; brain development. NCBI's taxonomy places the organism in Eukaryota, Metazoa, Chordata, Actinopteri, Siluriformes, Bagridae. The transcript is spliced from 2 exons. The record is from RefSeq and is a predicted model, not a curated record. Gene Ontology annotation, molecular function: DNA-binding transcription factor activity, RNA polymerase II-specific; RNA polymerase II cis-regulatory region sequence-specific DNA binding. Gene Ontology annotation, cellular component: transcription regulator complex; nucleus. The coding region runs from base 299 to 1177 and encodes 292 amino acids.